AUGGCCAUGUGCCUGGCUAUAUACAGUCCCCAGUUCAGGCACUACUGGGCUCUUUCUUCAAUCGCAAAUGGCGGCAUAGUCGUUCCAAGUACCCUCAGCCCCACUCCUAGCCCUGAGGCCACUGAGCCUCGCCCAAACCACGGUGCCGCAGCCCUGGCGGCCGAAGCCAAGGUGCUGGCAGUGAGAUUCGAGAGGUGGGAGUCGCAGCUCUGUAGGGAGCCGAUGCGAGCGUCUCGAUCCGAGGAUGCCUGGAUGAGAGCCCAGGCACGCCAGGAAGCUGACUACCGGGCAAAACUUGCUGCUGUCAGACCGAGAGUCAAUGAGCGUGGUGUAGAUCAGCUCUUUGCCAAGGCCCUUGAUUGA
This is a messenger RNA of Penicillium bovifimosum, 363 nucleotides long. RefSeq lists its product as uncharacterized. The transcript is spliced from 2 exons. Bases 1 to 363 code for a protein of 120 amino acids. The record is from RefSeq and is a predicted model, not a curated record. Lineage: Eukaryota; Fungi; Ascomycota; Eurotiomycetes; Eurotiales; Aspergillaceae.